Archocentrus centrarchus (flier cichlid) is the source of this 3301-nucleotide messenger RNA. RefSeq names its product Wolfram syndrome 1a (wolframin) (gene wfs1a). The record is from RefSeq and is a predicted model, not a curated record. The coding region runs from base 119 to 3301 and encodes 1060 amino acids. The transcript is spliced from 12 exons. Gene Ontology annotation, molecular function: protein binding. Gene Ontology annotation, biological process: endoplasmic reticulum unfolded protein response; calcium ion homeostasis. NCBI's taxonomy places the organism in Eukaryota, Metazoa, Chordata, Actinopteri, Cichliformes, Cichlidae. Gene Ontology annotation, cellular component: endoplasmic reticulum; endoplasmic reticulum membrane.
CUGGUUUCGCGGAGCUGUUUGGUGUUUGGAUUAAUCUCCAGCAUGGAAUACACAAUCAAAAUUCAAAUCCAGGAGGGUGGUUGUCUUGUAUCCUGAAGAAAUCUGCUCAUUUGGAAAGAUGGAGAAGGAUUUGUCAUCUACACCAACUGUUGUCAGCACUCAGGGGUCGUGCCCUGUCCUGGAUGGACCCUCUUGUCCCUCCCCCAUGCAAAUUCCUCCUUCUCCCAUUUCCAGUAACCUCCCUGCUUCUCCCACUCAGCAAGAAAAAUCACCAUCCUCUUUGGAACCCAGAAAAUUACCUUUUUCUUCUGCGCCAUCUACACAUAUCAUCUCGAAACAGAUGGAUUCCCCUCUUUCCUUAGACAAGUCAAAGCCCUUAUCUCCUGCUGUGUCCCCUAGCCCCAUAUGUAAGACCGUUUCCACUAAUCCCCCCCUUACUGCUCCAAUCAAAACAUCCCUUCCUGCUUCUCUCAACCUCACUAGCUCUCAAACCACCACAGUUUCACCCACUUCCAAGCCAACAUCUGCCUCCUCCACUGUUAUUACCACUAUGGCUUCCACACCUUCUUCCACAGCUUCUGCCAAACGCACCUUUGCUUCAAUGGCCAAACGGGUAAUAAUACAGGAAAGACUUAGAAAAGCUGAAGAAGAUGAGGCCAUUGAUGAAGAGGAUGAUGAAGAACCAGAGGAAGAUAUGUCCGUGGAGCAGCUUAAGGAGAAGGCUACAGGCGGUGAUGCCAGAGCUCAGACCCGUCUGGGUCAGCACUACUUGAGUCUUGCUGAAGAGAAGGAUAAUGAAUUAAAUAAUCGUCUGGCUGUAAACUGGCUUAUUAAAGCAGCAAAACAGGGAAGAAAGGGUGCAGCAAAAAUACUGCAGCGCUGUUGGAUCCAGAAGAAAGGAAUCACUCCAGAGAAUGAGACUGAUGUGCGCAGGUUGUCGACAGAGAGUAAGUUUGAGCUGGCAGUACGCAAAGCAGCCAUGAUGAUGUACUGGAAGCUAAACCCAGACAGGAAAAAGAAGGUGGCUGUAUCUGAGAUACUGGAAAAUGUCAGUCAGGUGAACGCAGUUCCAGGUGGCACUGCAAGCAGGGUUCCUGGGCCAACUUCGAACCAAGCCCAGAGAGUCUUGGAGAGCAUGGUCAGCAAUGAAUCCAAUCAGAUGGUGGACCUGGAUGACUUUGUUGAGAUGACUAAAAAUUAUGCACAGGGUAUUGCCCCUGGUGUUCCCAAAAUUGGCAGCCAGAUCUCAGCCAAAACUGAAAGCCCCACAUCUCAUGACGGUCCCAGGGAGCACAAGGCUGAGCUGGUCCCAUCAGGAUGCAAGAAGUCAAGCAAGAGUUCUUGGGGCUUUGGCCGAAGUGGGAUGAUGCUGCCUAGCAGUGAGACCGGAGCCAUUAAAAGGGCCAUGGACAUGAAGUCACGCUUAAUAAUGCUGCAGUACCCGUUGCAUGCAGUUGUUGAGAUGAAGGAGCACCUUGUUGAUUGGGCAUCACGGGCCGGCGUCCAGUGGCUGAGCACGAUCAUUCCAACGCAACACGUCAACGCUCUGAUUUUCUUCUUCAUCAUCAGCAACUUGACAGUUGACUUGUUUGCUUUUGUUAUCCCUCUGCUCGUCUUCUACCUCUCCUUCAUCUCCAUGAUCAUCUGCACUCUGCGUAUUUUCCAGAGCAGCAAGACCUGGGAGAACUUUAGCACCCUGACAUCUCUGCUGACACGUUUUGAACCUGGCCUUGACGUGGAGCAAGCAGAGACAAACUUUGGCUGGAACAACCUUGAACCGUAUCUCUAUUUUAUCUUCUCCGUCUUCUUUGUAAUUUUCUCCUUCCCUGUAGCGGACAAGAACUGGAUCCCCUGCUCUGAGCUCUCGACUGUGGCCAUCUUCUUUACUGCUGUCAGCUACCAUAGCCUCAGCCCAAAGGCUGCAGAAUAUGCACGCCGGGCAAUGGUCAUAGAGAUGGCAUCAUCUUUGUGUUGCCUGACACAGUUCUUGCCAGAAAACCUGAUGGUGCUUCGUUUACUGGGACGCACCUUCACGACUCUGCCACUGGGGGAGUCUGUGGUGCUGAAGCUCAGUCUCCCGUGCCUGCUUUAUGUUUACCUGUUCUGUUUGUUCUUCAGCAUGGCAAGGAUGCGUGGUUUCCGGGGGACUUACUGCUUCCUGGUUCCAUAUCUUGUGUGCUUCAUGUGGUGUGAAUUCUCAGUGGUCCUCCUCCAGAAUUCCUCUGCUGUGGGUCUAAUCCGCACUUGUGUAGCUUACUUUCUCUUCCUGUUUGCGCUGCCCGUUCUGGCAUUUGGUCUUGCCACCAUGCUCUUCAUCCAAGUGUUUAAAUGGUUCCUUGAGCUGGAACUGACAAAGAUGAUUGUGACCUUAGUAAUAUGUGCGAUCCCUGUCACUCUUCGGCUGUGGACUCGGUUCAGCAUGUCCAUUCUGAAUGUCUUUCGCUCACUCACACAUCGGGGCCCAGUCAGACUCAUCUUACUCUGCAUCUCCAUGGUUCUGCUAUUCUUCUCGGUCUAUGUGUACCAUGCAGAAGGUGAGAAGGUGUACAACUCCACCCUUACUUGGAGUCAGUAUAGCCGGGUCUGUGGGCCCCCUGCUUGGGAAACCAAAGGCGUAGCCCAGACACAAAUCUUCUGCAGCCACCUGCAUGGUCACAGAGUCACCUGGGCUGGGCGUUUCAAGCAUGUCCGUGUGGCCGAAACAGAGAAUGGAGCACAGUCUGUUAUCAACAUGUUGCCGGUGUUCAUGGGAGAAUGGCUGCGCUGCUUGUAUGGUGAGACCUAUCCCAAAUGUGAGCCAAAGAAUGCUACAGUUGCAAAUCUAACAGCUGCAGAUUUGACAGCCAGUUCUGUGACUGUUUCACUGCCAAUACUCCUUCAAAUGCAAGAAGAGACAGAAUUGUGUCAGAUCAAGGCUCUAGCUAAACAUACCUGCCAUGUCAAGCGCUUCGACAGCUACCGCUUUGAAGUGACCGUGGGAAUUAUCCAGGAUGGAAGUGCAGAGAGAGAGGACCCGGCCAGGGAUAUAAUCCUAAUGGCCAGUCAUGAGUUCAGACAGGUUCUUCUAAAUCUGACCCCUGGUAAUAAGGUGGAGUUUAGCACCAAACUGGAAGGACGUCUAGGAGCCAGAGCUCCAGCCUUUGAGUUGAAAGCAAUCCACUGUCUGGACUGUCCUUCUUCACUGCUGACUGGAGGCAGGCAAGUGAAGAUAGAGAGAAACUGGAGACGUACCACAAUGAAAGCUCUGAAGUUUGCAUUUGAUUUUUUCUUUUCUCCAUUUUUGUCAGCAAACAUUACCUAA